Messenger RNA from Physcomitrium patens, 2276 nucleotides. RefSeq names its product phosphatidate cytidylyltransferase 4, chloroplastic. Gene Ontology annotation, cellular component: membrane. The record is from RefSeq and is a predicted model, not a curated record. NCBI's taxonomy places the organism in Eukaryota, Viridiplantae, Streptophyta, Bryopsida, Funariales, Funariaceae. Gene Ontology annotation, molecular function: transferase activity, transferring phosphorus-containing groups.
AGUGGGGAGGAGGGGUGAGAAAGAGGGCGAGAGGGAGUGAGAGUUAGCGAGAGGAGGGAGAACGGGGGUCGUUGAGAUGGCGAUGGGAAAGUGGAUAAGCCGACCCAUAUGAAGGGAGAUUCAAUUUCUCGCUCUGGAAUCUCUGGCUCGCCUGUCUGUCCGUCACAGGCUCUCUCUCCCCUUCACCUUCACCUUCACACCUAGCUCCUCGUGCUCCCGUUCAAGCAGCUGAAUUGCGAUGCUAAGCAGCCGUUAAAGGCGUAAAUAUUGUUCGAUAUUCCCAACGCCCUAGCUGGAAGUAUUAAUUAAAACAGAAAAAUUCGAAGGCACUAGCAGCAGUCUCAGGGGCAGUGAUGAGAAAUGAUGAUUUAGGGUUGAGAGAAUGCAGGGGUAGAGUGACUCCAGGAGCAUUUCAGUUGAACGUGUAAGAGGUUUCCCACGUCCACAGGCGAGGCAAUAACUGUAUCGCUGCCAUGUAUGGAGCCCUGGGUGCUGCCUGUCACACAGGUCCCGCCGCUGGGCUCCAAACAGCAGCCCUUCCAUCGGCAUCGUCACUUUCAAAUCCUUCCAAGUCUCGAUCAUCUCUCCUUUUGAGAGCCUUAUCCGAAGCUGAUACUUGUUAUUCUACUUCCUCAGGAUACACCGAUAACUGUGAAAUCAGAUCUCAGCAGAAACCUGGGCGGGCUUCUACAUCGUUUCGAUGGUCCAGAUCAAUGAAUGAGUUUGUACAUGGCACCCAGUCAAGCGUUCUGGGUUGCUCUAGCAUAAGAAAACAUUCAUCUCUUCCUUCGUUAUUGCCUGCUCCUUUGAGAUGGAGAUCCUUAAAUCGGAAGCUAAGAUCAAUACAAGAAUCUUCCUUAACAGAGGUAACCAGCGAUGAGACAAAUGAACAUCGACUAGAAGUGACACGGAGGGCAAUAGCUGCUGAUGCUGCUCCCGUGGAUGGAGAAGAAACUCAAGUUAAGCCGCAAGCAGAACUGGCUGAAGAUGAUCCAAUCACUCCAUCGUUGGAGAAAAUCCCAACAUCCUCAACACCACAAGAUAAAAAGGGACAGCUUAAGAACAGGGUAGUUUUUGGGUUCAUCAUAGGCUUCGGUGUUCUAGGUGUAGUUUUGGCUGGUGGUUGGGUUUUCACAACAGCUCUUGCUGCUACAAUUUGGGUGGCCACGGGCGAAUACUUUGAUCUCGUGCAAAGCAAAGCCAUGACUCGUGGUAUGGAAGCACCACCACUUAUCGCGACCAGAAUCUGUUCAGCUAUCUGUGCAGCCAUGCCUUUAAUGACCAUGUACUUUGGUGGACGUGUUGGAAUGGCAGUAACAACAGCGUCAUUUUUGUUGGCUACAGUGCUUCUGCUUCAGCGCGGCCCUCGUUUUUCGCAGCUGUCAAGUGCUAUAUUCGGUUUAUUUUAUUGUGGUUACCUUCCUUGCUUCUGGAUAAAGUUGCGUUGUGGCCUUGCCAUUCCUGCUAUCAAUACCAAAUUCGCCUCAGCGUGGCCUGCGCUGCUCGGAGGACAGGCUCACUGGACAGUGGGCCUGAUAGCUACCAUCAUGGCCAUUAGCACCAUAAUAGCUGCAGAUACAGGCGCUUUUUUGGGGGGAAAGGCAAUGGGUAGAACGCCACUCUCUGAAGUUAGUCCGAAGAAAACUUUAGAGGGUGCAGCUUGUGGCCUAAGUUCAUCAAUUGCUGUAUCCGUGGUGCUUGCUCGCGUUUUUCAAUGGCCCAUGUCUAUUCCCAGCGCGGCGGUGAUGGCGGUACUUGUUUUUCUGGGGUCCCUGUUCGGUGACUUGACGGAGUCCAUGAUAAAGCGAGAUGCUGGUGUUAAGGACUCGGGGAAACUCAUCCCUGGUCACGGGGGCAUAUUGGACCGAGUCGACAGUUACGUAUUCACAGGAGCACUUGUGCAUUCCUUUGUCAAGGUGGGAAUUCCCUUAUUUGGAGUCUAAACAUGUAGACUUUUUCUGAUUUCGUAUUGGCAAGGUUUAGUUUGUUGCCGCUCGCAAGUCUUCAAAGCUAUUGGUUGUUGUCCUUACAAAAGGAUCUUCAGCCCAACAGGCUCAAGUCAGUAGGAAGCGUAGUAUUCUUAUAGAUCCUUUCUUGAAUAGUCCUCUUCCAUUUCUACACUAAUUAUUUGUGGGCUUACCAGAGAUGAAAGCCCCUCGACUUCAGUAGAUUGUCUUUGCGUCCUUGGAUCAGUCAAAACCUUUGCAAAUGUAGUCUACGCAUGAAAUGGUCUUGUAUAAUUAAAUAGUGCAUUUCACUUGUCCGAAGCUCCAAGA